Messenger RNA from Labrus bergylta (ballan wrasse), 2550 nucleotides. Lineage: Eukaryota; Metazoa; Chordata; Actinopteri; Labriformes; Labridae. The record is from RefSeq and is a predicted model, not a curated record.
GAUGGCGGACCGGAUGCAGCAUGUUUUCUGUUAGCUUCGUCUGCAUACUUUACCUUCCAACUCAAUUCUAUGUGAUCGUAUGAAUCUCUAAUACACCAUACUGACGCUCUAACCAUAAAGUGCUCCGGAAACUGCAGCAUGAAGACGAAGAAGAAGCUCUCUUCAGCCCGCAGUAGCUCGGAGAUUGAAGACCACGAUGAUGCUAAGAUGGAGGUCUCUACCGAGAGCUCCAAAAGGAAAGAGCCUUUGUCAGCAGCGAGGAACCCACCAGCAACUAAAAAGAAGGACACUGACUCAGAGAAAGAUGUCCAGCAGCUGUUAGUGAGUAAAGAAGAGCUUCCACCUGAGCAGCAGGAGUGGAGCCACAUUCUGGACCAGGAGGACACUAAGCCCCAACACAUUAAAGAAGAACAUGAGGAACUGUGGAUCAGUCAGGAGGAAGAACAGCUUCAAGGACUGGAGGAGGCUGAUACCACCAGGUUCCCCUUCACUCCUGUCUCUGUGAAGAGUGAAGAUGAUGAAGAGAAACCUCAGUCCUCACAGCUUCAUCAGAGACAAACUGAACAGAUGGAAACAGGAGUUGAUGGAGAGGACUGUGGAGGAGCAGAACCAGAGAGGUACUCAGAUCCAGAGAGACGUUUACAACCAGAGAUUGAGGUCAAGAUUGAAGACUCUGAUGAAGCUGAGACUGAUGACAGUGAUGACUGGCAAGAUACAAGAGAAGAUCUGUCAGAAUUAAACUUGAAAAAUAAGAAACUAAAGAAUAGUAAGAGACCACAUAGGUGCUCGGAUUGCGGUAAAAGAUUUAACCGAAAAGAGCAUCUGACCAGUCACAUGAUGAUUCACACAGGAGAGAAACCCUUCAGCUGCUCUGAGUGUGAGAAAAAAUUUACCCAAAAAGGGUCUCUGACCAGACAUAUGUUAGUUCACACAGGAGAGAAACCCUACACCUGCUCUGAGUGUGGUAAGAGUGUAUCCCAAAGUGGAGGUCUGGCCACACACAUGUUAGUUCACACUAGAGAGAGACCAUUCAGUUGCUCUCAAUGUGGAAAACGAUUUAGAGAAAAGGGGACUCUGAAGAGACACAUUAAAGUUCACACUGGGGAGAAAGCCUUCAGUUGCUCUGUUUGCAGUAAAGGUUUUACCCUAAGAAGAAGUCUGACCACACACAUGUUAGUUCACACAAGACAGAAACCCUUCAGUUGCUCUAUUUGCAGUAAAGCAUUUCAUCAAAAAGCAGCCAUAACCCAACACAUGUUAGUUCACACAGGAGAGAAAGCCUUCAGCUGCUCUGGGUGUGGUAAAAGGUUUAGUUCUAAGGGAGAACUGACCAAACACAUAAUGAUUCACUCUGGAGAGAAACCCUUCAGCUGCUCUGUUUGCAGUAAAAGUUUUACCCGAAGAGAUAGUCUAGUCACACACAUGUUAGUUCACACUGGAGAGAAACCCUUCAGUUGCUCUAUUUGCAGGAAAAGUUGCACCCAGAGAGGAAGUCUGACUAGACACAUGUUAGUUCAUACAGGAGAGAAAGCUUUCAGCUGCUCUGAUUGUGGUAAAAGGUUUAGUUCUAAGGGGGAAGUCACAAAACACAUGAUGAUUCACUCUGGAGAGAAACCCUUCAGCUGCUCUGUUUGCAGUAAAAGUUUUACCCGAAGAGAUAGUCUGACCAGACACGUUAGUUCACACAGGAGAGAAAGCCUUCAGCUGCUCUGGAUGCGGUAAAAGGUUUAGUUCUAAGGGAGAACAAAAGUGAUGAUUCACACUGGAGAGAAACCCUGUUUGCAGUAAAAGUUUUACCUGAAGAGAUAGUCUGGCCACACGUUAGAUCCCACAUGAGACAGCCUUCAGCUGCUCUGAAUGUGGAAAACGAUUUAGAAAAAAAUGGGACUCUUAAGAUACACAGAUAUGCAAUCUGCUCCUCUCAACGUGAAAAAAAGAUUUACCCAUAAGUCUAGUUUGACAUAUCACAUGGCAAUUCACAGAGAGAACCCCUUCAGCUGCUCUGAGUGUGGCAAAAGGUUUUGUUCUAAGGGAAAUCUGACCUGGCACACGUUAGUUCACACAGGAGAGAAACCCUUCAGCUGCUAUGUUUGCAGAAAUGUUUUUACCUGAAGAGAAACUGUGGCCACACACGUUAGUUCACACUUAUCUCCCCUCUAAAUUAGACAAAAGAACACAAAACACACUUUGUAAUAACCGUUAGAAAAUAGCUCAAUGCUAUAUACUAGGACUCCUGCUCAUAAAUUCAACAUAUGACCACUUACGCUGCACUGCUGUUCAGUCUUUCUCCCAGCGUGGCAGCUAACACACAAACACGACACAUUUUCCUCAAUCUACAAAAAUCAUCAUGAAUACACAAUCAUUGUUCAUCAGCCUUACUCUGUAAACUUAAAUAUAAAUAUUGAUGUUAUCUUUAUCUCUUAUUUUGAAGGUUAAUACUUCUAUAACAAGAAUAAAGAGAUGAACUGAAAGAGGACAGCCUUGUUUAAUCCAUUCAUUUCUAAAUCUUUGAUGAUAUCUCGCAUUUUGAAGGUUACCCAUUUAAUAAAA